This is a messenger RNA of Paralichthys olivaceus (Japanese flounder), 1125 nucleotides long. RefSeq names its product cyclin dependent kinase inhibitor 3 (gene cdkn3). Gene Ontology annotation, biological process: protein dephosphorylation. NCBI's taxonomy places the organism in Eukaryota, Metazoa, Chordata, Actinopteri, Pleuronectiformes, Paralichthyidae. Gene Ontology annotation, molecular function: protein tyrosine phosphatase activity. The record is from RefSeq and is a predicted model, not a curated record.
UUGAACUCGAAGCUGAAGGAUCUGUCAAAACACGCCGAGGAGCGGAGCGGCGUCUGCGUGGUGAGGAGUCCGGAGGAGUCCGGAGGAGAACCCGCGGGGUCUGCGUGGAUUCACGGAGCUCUCACGCUUCUGCGUUCGGUUCGAUCGUCGAGUUUAAAAUCGAGAUAAAACCGCAUCAGUCUCUGUCCGGUCUCGUUCACGCCGAUUAGCCGCACAGCUAACGUUAGCUAGCACCAGCUCAGCACCGAAGCUGAGGUUUAACCCUGUGGUCGUUUGAUUUGUGGCUUCACUGGAUCUGACUAACUCCUGGGAAGUGCAGAGGCUUGUUUUGCUCUGAAGUUAUGAGGACGAGUGAGUUUGACUCUUCGUCAGAGGACGAUGAGAUCGGAGAGGAGCAGCUGACGCCCUUUCACGUCUCCUGGUUACCUCUGUCCAUGGUGGAGUGCUCACAGUUUCUGGGGAUAUGUGCACUACCAGGUUGCAAAUACAAAGAGAUCCGCAGGAGUCUGCAGAGAGACGUCGAGGAGCUCCAGAACCAGGGCGUCCAGGACGUGUUUGUUUUUUGCACCAGAGGGGAACUUAACAAGUACAGGGUUCCCUCCCUGCUGGACGUCUACCAGCAGCGAGGCUUCACCGUCCACCACACGCCCUUCCCAGACGGAGACGCUCCUGAGCUGAAGCAGUGCUGCCAGAUCCUCGAGCAGCUGCAGGUCGGCCUCGAGAACAACAGGAGGACGGUGAUCCACUGUUAUGGAGGCCUGGGACGAUCUGGAUUAAUCGCCGCCUGUCUGCUGCUUCAGCUCUCGACAACAAUGACGGCAAACAAAGCCAUCGAGAUCCUCAGGGAGCACAGAGGAGGAGGAGCGAUACAGACUGUGAAGCAAUACAACUUCCUGCACGAGUUUCGAGAAAAGUACACAGCGUACCAGGAGAGCAGAGAGGUUUCCACAGAGCGCUCAGUGUCUCGAUGAUGCUCAACACGGGAAAAAUAAUGGAAAAUAUUGAUUUGUCUUUGAUUGUGGGUGUUUAUAACUGCAUUCUCUAAUGACUGCACUUUAACAGAAUACUCUAAUAUAUUGAUUUGUUGUCUCCUCAUUGUAAUGGAAUAAAGAAAUGAGGAAAUCA